Molecule: messenger RNA, 1998 nt
Organism: Salvia miltiorrhiza (redroot sage)
Lineage: Eukaryota; Viridiplantae; Streptophyta; Magnoliopsida; Lamiales; Lamiaceae
Product: putative late blight resistance protein homolog R1C-3
Exons: 1
Coding region: 1-1998 (665 amino acids)
Biological process (GO): defense response to other organism
Molecular function (GO): ADP binding
Source: RefSeq, a predicted model, not a curated record
AUGGGCGGGAUUGGUAAGACCACUCUUGCCCGACAUAUAUUUGAGCAUGCCCUUGUUAAGGAGUAUUUUCAUAUUCGUGUGUGGACUACGAUUUCUCAAACUUAUAAUGUUAGAGAAACACUUAGGCAAGUUCUUCACCAAGAAAGUGGAAAUUUGGGUAGUGAUCUGAGUGAGGAAGAUUUAGGAGAAAAAUUGUACAAGUAUUUAUGCGGUAGGAGGUAUAUUAUAAUACUGGAUGAUAUGUGGAGUAUAGAGGUGUGGGACAAGAUGAGGUUUUUCUUUCCCGAUUACAAUGAUGGGAGUCGAGUAAUCGUAACGACUAGGCUCUCAAACUUGGCUGCCGAGUUGACAAACUCUAACAGCAUUGGUAUGAGAUUUUUAGAUGAUGUUUGUAGCUGGAGUUUGUUCUCCAAAACUGUAUUUGGGGGUGAGGGUUUUCCUCUUCAACUCGAGGAAAUCGGAAAGAAAAUCGUGGGGAAGUGUAAGGGACUUCCUUUGUCGAUUGCUGUGAUUGGGGGUCUGUUGGCAAAGUCCGAACUUACAUUGGAGUAUUGGGAGCGCAUAGAGAAAAACUUAAGCUCAAUAGUGAAUUCGGAAAAUGAUGAAUAUUGCUUGAGAGUAUUGAAACUGAGCUAUGACCAUUUGCCUGCGUAUCUAAGGCCAUGUUUUUUGUAUAUGGGGAUGUAUGGGGAAGAUCAGAGAAUUGAAGUCUCAGAACUCAAGAGGCUAUGGGUUUCUGAAGGCUUUCUUAAACCAAUAAUCAAUAAAAGCUCGAAAACAAUUGCCAAGGAGUAUUUGAAGGAGCUAGUCGAUAGAAACCUCAUUCUAGUUCAUGAGUUAGGGAAACUUGGGAAUAUUAAGUACUGCAAAAUGCAUGAUUUAGUGAGAGAUCUAUCAUUUCAAGAAGCUGAAAAGCAGAGGUUUUAUUAUGUGUUAGGGCAAGAUUGUCCUCGAGGGAUAAAUAGCCAACGCCGCAUUGUUAUUCCCAGAAGCACUUCAGCCAUGGAAACUAUGUCGUCACGUGCUCGUUCUUUCAUAUGUCAUGCUGAUACGGUUCCAGAAUUGCUAGAUUUCAGAUUUUUGAGGACACUGAGUACAUAUAAUUCGGAAGGGUAUUUAGAUGAAAAUGUGUUUCAAAUGGUGAACUUGAGGUACCUUUCGGCUAGAUUUCGUGAGGGGUUCCAAAUCCCUUCUUCAAUUAGUCUGCUCUGGAAUCUACACAUACUAAUUGUUUCUUGUUGGAGUGAACAUACGACUGCACCAGUAGAAAUUUGGAAAAUGCAUCAGCUUAAGCAUGUCGAGUUUGGAUUUCCAGGAAUGUAUCUCCCAGAUCCUCGGAGCGGGGAUAGUGAUGUUAUGAUGGAGAAUCUAGAGACGCUCAAAGGAGUGAUUGAUUUCAACUUGAAUGAAGAAAUGGUUAAGAGAAUUCCCAAUAUCAAGAAACUGUAUAUAGAAUACCGGAGUAAAGUAAUGGAGAGAGUGAAGUGCCUCAGCUAUCUUCAAUGUCUGAGUAAGCUGGAAAGCUUGACGUGCAUUAUUGGACAUGGAAGUGAAGAGUAUCUGCAGAGUAUUAGCUUCCCGCACUCACUCAAGAAGCUGUUUCUUGUAUGCGGAAAGUUCCAUUUGGAGGAAAUUCUGGAAAAGAUAGGUUCAUUACCACUUCUUGAGAAGCUCGAAUUGAGAUAUGGGCAGUUUGCAAGACGCAGUUGGGAAAUAGUUGAAGGCCAAUUCCCCAUCCUCAAAUACUUGAGAUUGUACGACUGUAGGGAUAUGGAAUGUUGGACGUUAGAGGGCUCCUGCUUGCCACGCCUUGAGCAACUUCAUCUCUGGGACAUGGCGUCGUUGGAGGAGUUCCCUUCAGAAAUUGGAGAAAUACCAAACCUCAAAUCAAUUGAAUUGUUGAAGUGCAGUGAAUCAAUGGCUGUGUCUUUGAAAAAGAUAGUAGAGGAACAAGAGGAAUUACAAGGGGACACAUCCUUUCAUGUUAUAGUUAAUUGA